Molecule: messenger RNA, 2635 nt
Organism: Coregonus clupeaformis (lake whitefish)
Lineage: Eukaryota; Metazoa; Chordata; Actinopteri; Salmoniformes; Salmonidae
Gene: cpox
Product: coproporphyrinogen oxidase
Exons: 7
Coding region: 160-1488 (442 amino acids)
Cellular component (GO): mitochondrial intermembrane space; cytoplasm
Molecular function (GO): coproporphyrinogen oxidase activity
Source: RefSeq, a predicted model, not a curated record
AUGCCUCUUCGCUCGGUUCAAGGCAAAGACCCCCCCUCCCCCGGACCUUAGCGUGACUGCACUGCUGUCUACUUGUGAUUGUUGUUUUCAGUUUUGCUAGCUGGAUGUCUACAACCUGUACAUUUUACAUGGAGAGGACAGCUAGAUAAUUUACAAAUCAUGGCGACCAUCGUUCUUUAUUCCAUGAACAGAACGGCGCAAACCACUGCGAGACAAUGUUUAAUUCAGUUUUCAAAGCGAGCUUCCAUAGUGGACUCGCACCUAUCUUUCUUCCGCAGGUUAACUUCGCUUCCGGGAGCGAGAUGUGUUCCCAAAGCUACUGGAGUGCGGUUAAUGUCACACGGGACUGCAGGCAAAUCGGCAACCGGGCGAACCAGGAGAGGCGCACUGCUGGUUGCUGGAGCAGCGGCGGCAGUGGCGGGUUUUGUGGCUAGCGGUAGUCACUUUCAGCGGGCUGAAAUGGCAACCAUGAUCCCCAAAACCGAGGAGAAGGAGAUAGCGGAGAAAUGCAAGACGUUCAUGGCCCCGCCGUGUACCGACGUCAAAGUGCUGCAGCAGAGGAAAGAGGAAAUGUGCACGAGGAUGGAGAUGCUGAUAAUGGACACUCAGGCGGAGUUCUGCAGAGCGCUCGAGGAGGUGGACGGCGGCAAGUUCAAAGUGGACAAGUGGGAACGGAAAGAAGGUGGCGGGGGCAUUAGCUGUGUGCUGCAGGAUGGGAAGGUGUUUGAGAAGGCGGGGGUCAACGUGUCCGUGGUGUUUGGGAACCUGACCGAGGAGGCCGCUAAGCAGAUGCGCAGCAGAGGGAAGGUCCUCAAAGGGAAAGAUGGCAUCCUGCCAUUCUGUGCCAUGGGCGUGAGCUCAGUCAUCCACCCCAAGAACCCCCACAUUCCCACAGUGCACUUCAACUACAGAUACUUUGAGAUAGAAGAAGAAGAUGGCACUAAACAGUGGUGGUUUGGUGGCGGUACAGACCUGACUCCUACCUAUGUCAAUAAGGAGGAUGGUGCUCACUUUCACAACAGUCUGAAGGAGGCCUGUGACAAACAUCACCCCCAGUACUACCCCGACUUCAAAAAGUGGUGUGACCACUACUUUUACAUCCGCCAUCGUGGCGAGACGCGGGGCAUCGGUGGCAUCUUCUUUGACGACCUGGACUCUCCCAGCCAGGAGGAGGCGUUCAGCUUUGUUAGGAGCUGUGCCCAGACCGUGGUGCCCUGUUACCUGCCCAUUGUCUACAAACACCUCAAUGACCCCUUCAGCCCAGAGGAGAAGGACUGGCAGCAGGUGCGGAGAGGCAGGUAUGUGGAAUUUAACCUGGUGUAUGACAGAGGGGUGAAGUUUGGACUGGCCACCCCAGGCUCCAGGAUCGAGAGCAUCCUCAUGUCCCUGCCCCUAACAGCCAAGUGGGAGUACAUGCAUGAGCCUCCUAAAGGUUCCCAGGAGGCCGAUAUGCUGGAGGUGUUACGAAACCCCAAGGAGUGGAUCUGAAAUGGGUGUUACCAUGUUUACACAUUACCAUGGAGAUACCAACCUGACUCAGCCUUCAGAGCAGCAGCCUACGUGACUGUUGACUGGAACAGGCAUCCGUCCCUUUGACUGCGAAAUCAUUGCUUUGUCAUUGGCCAACGCACCGCUGAUGCUAUUAGCUAGUUGUUACUGGAAAAUGCACACUUGCUCUUAUUGCUUUUGCUGUCUGUUUCUUAUUGCUUGAUAUAAUAUUGUCUGUGUCAGAUAAGCCUUAACACUACCAUUUAGCAGACGCUCUUAUCCAGAGCGACUUACAGGAGCAAUUGGGGUUAAGGGCCUUGCUCAAGGGCACAUCGACUGAUUUUUCACCUAGUCGGCUUGGGAAUUCGAACCAGCGACCUUUCGGUAACUGGCCCAACACUCUCAACCGCUAGGCUAACUGCUGCCCUUUUGCCUUCCGCCCACAUUGCUUUAUCACGGGUGUCUUUAUCACUAUUGACUGCUUCAAGUUAAUAUUUCCUGUGUCAGAUGCAUGCUGUGUACCAACUGGUCUAGAUUGGCUGGCUCUGCUUGUCUCUGGUCUCCAAAGCAACCCAGGGUUGUGUUCUCCAGGCAGUCUAGGCACUUUUGAAGGAAAAACACUCAUGUUUCAAACUGUUUUCUCCCUUCUGUUCAUGCUGAAUGUGACCCAGGACACAAAGGGAAAGUGUGUCUGAACCACUCAGGGUAUGUGCGCUAUGCCAUUGAUGUAAAAUAUAAUAAAAAGUGCUAGACAUGCUAGGAUAUAACAUGUCAUUCAACAUAAUUUAUAAAUAACCUUUUUUUGAGAAAGGGCAUCAGCAUAACCUGUGAUUUUCUGGUCUCAAACCCAGUACCUAAUCUACUGCGCUAGACGUGGAAUACUCCAACAUUGUUUUUGCACAUAUUUAGGUUAGUCAUUUAGAAUGUAGAUUAGAAAUGUGAUUGUUGGGUAAGGUUUGAAAACUGAAGUCUCAACUGGGAUUCGAAAUACCAUUAUACAGUUGUUUUUGGACUGCAGAAGGACAAAGAUGGUCCUCAUAUCAACUACAGAAAAGGGUUGGAUAAAUUUGGAGGCACUGACGACAACAGCCCCACAUGUUUAAGUAUUUUAUUACAAAUUAAAAUUCAAGCUCAGUACAUAUUCAAA